This is a messenger RNA of Fusarium coffeatum, 1827 nucleotides long. RefSeq lists its product as uncharacterized. The record is from RefSeq and is a predicted model, not a curated record. Gene Ontology annotation, molecular function: arylsulfatase activity. The coding region runs from base 1 to 1827 and encodes 608 amino acids. The transcript has 8 exons. Lineage: Eukaryota; Fungi; Ascomycota; Sordariomycetes; Hypocreales; Nectriaceae.
AUGGGCACUACACAUGAUACCAUGACCAAGCGUCCCAAUUUCCUCUUCAUUCUCGCCGACGACCUGGGCUUUUCCGAUAUUGGUUGCUAUGGCGCCGAGAUCCAAACGCCCAAUAUCGAUCAGCUAGCUUCUGAAGGCCUCCGUAUGCUGAAUCAUCAUACCGCCGCAGCCUGCUCGCCAACACGAGCCAUGCUUCUGAGCGGUACUGAUGCACACCUUGGAGGUUUAGGAGUCCUAAUAGAGUACAAAGGUAGCGAGAAAGGAGCUAAGCGUUAUGGUGGGAAGGCUGGCUAUGAGGGUUACCUUACUGAGGAUGUUGCAACUAUUCCUGAGAUUCUGGGGGAUAAUGGUUACUUCACCGCCAUGUCCGGAAAGUGGCACUUGGGUAUGCGCGCGAACCAAGGACCCUGGGAGCGUGGUUUCCAAAAGGCAUUUGCUAUGCUUCCGGGAUGCUGCAACCAUUAUGGUUGGGAGCCAGUGCAAGAGAAAUUCCCUGUCGGCGGUCGUCCGAUUCAUGCCGAAGAGGGUAAAAAGGUCGACAUAACUCCCAACAAGACGGAAGACCCUGAGGGUUUCUACUCGACCGACUACUACACUAAUUGUCUCCUUGAGUACUUUGGAGGCAGAGACGAAAAAGAGAAAGAGAAACCGUUCUUUGCCUUUCUUCCCUUUACAGCACCUCACUGGCCAUUGCAGUGUUCCAAGCAACAACGCGAUAAGUACAAGGGAAUGUACGAUGACGGCCCAUACGCACUACGUGAACGCCGCCUGAAGAAGCUCGUGGAGCUUGGUAUCAUUCCCGAGUCCGUGGUUCCACACAAAGUUGAGACCGAUACGGUGGGUGUUGGAGAAUGGGACGAGUUAACGCCAGAGGAGAAGAAGUUAUCGAGCCGAGCUAUGGAAGCUUACGCUGGAAUGGUCGAUUCUAUAGACGUCAAUGUCGGAAAGGUGGUGGAUUACCUCAAAUCGACCGGGGAGUAUCAUAACACGUUUAUUGUGUUUAUGAGUGACAAUGGGGCUGAGGGAGCUGCCAUGGAGGCUGUUCCUGUGAUGGGAGACAACAUCAAAAGGGCUAUUCAUGAAUACUAUGAUAACUCCUACGAGAACAUUGGAUCCUGGAACUCGUUCACCUGGCUUGGUCCUCUCUGGGCUCAAGGAUCUACCGCACCUUCGAGACUAUUCAAAUGCUUCCCAUCCGAAGGAGGCAUCCUUGUACCAUGUGUUGCAAAGUUCCCAGCCAACACGCUUUCACCUUCGUUCAAAGCAGGAUCUCUCGAUCGAUCGUUCUCAACGGUUAUGGACUUUGCUCCGACGUUUCUUGACCUGGCUGGCGUGUCUUUACCAUCUGGCAGUGGUAUCAAGACUUCCUUCCGAGGAAGACAAGUACACUCAAUCCGCGGAAAAUCAUGGGUUCCAUUUUACAGCCACGGAAAAGCAGCAGAAGAUAACCAAGUGUGGACGAUACACUCUUCCACUGAGCCGAUAGGAUGGGAACUUUUUGCACGCGGUGCUCUUAGAAAGGGUGACUGGAAGAUCGUGCACAUCGCCAGGAAAGAAGGCGGUGCUGGUGAUGGUGAUGAGGGCUGGGAAUUAUUCAAUAUCGCUCAAGACCCUGGAGAGACGACUGAUCUGGCUGAUAGCAAUCCUGAGAAACUCCAAGAGUUGAAAACGCAUUGGGAUGAGUAUGUGGUUGAGUGUGGUGUUGUUUGGGGAGAAACAGCAGAGGCUUUGGGUGUUGAUAAAGACACUGCGCCGGAGUUGUGGGAGGAUGAUACGGAGUUGCAGAAGGGUUGGAUGAACACAAAAGCGGGUACAUGUCCUGUCUAA